CAUUGCCAGUCUCUGCAACAGCCCUCCGAUUUCGCAAAUCCCUCCCUCCGCCAUAGUUGCUGAUCAAGGAAACUUCAAAUUGAAUUGCGUUCGUCUCCGGAACUAGCUUCUAAUCGUCUUUGUGUUUUUCCCCUUUUGAGGAAUAUCUAUUGGGGAAUCCAUUGCUUUGUUUGAAAUAAAAAAUUCAGUUGAUUUGAGCAGUUUGAGCUAAGCCGCUUUAAUUUAGUUUCAGGAAUAGGCUGAAGUGGUGGGAAAAGGGGAAGUCUGUCUUUAGGAUCUGACGUUUGUAUUCUGACUGAAAGCAUGACUGAGACCACUUGGGAAGCUGAUAAAAUGUUGGAUGUAUAUAUUCAUGAUUAUUUCAUAAAGAGAGAUCUGAAGGCCUCUGCCCAAACUUUCAAAGCUGAGGGAAAAGUCUCUUCUGACCCUGUUGCUAUUGAUGCUCCUGGUGGUUUUCUGCUUGAAUGGUGGUCGGUGUUUUGGGAUAUAUUCAUUGCCAGGACAAGCGAGAAAGCUUCAGAUGCCGCCGCAUCUUACAUUGAGACUCAGCUGAUGAAGGCUAGAGAGCAACAGCGACCACAUCAGCAGCAGUUGCAGCAGCAACACCACUCACAGCAUCAGCAGCAGAUGCAGGUGCAGCAGCUUUUAUUGCAGAGGCAGGCUCAGCAGCAACACCACCAUCACCAACAUGCACAGCAGCAACAGCACAGCGGCGGUGGCCACCUCCUGAAUGGUACGACUAAUGGGAUUGGUGAAAAUGAUUCUCUUGCAAAGCAAAGUCCUGGUGUUGCUAAUGCCCUUGCAGCAAAGUUGUCUGAUCAGAAGUUAAAUAUCCCUCUUCAGAGGGAUUCUUUGGAUGAUGCCGUUAUGAAGCAAAGGUUAGGGAAUAAUGCCAACUCACUUUUGGAUUCAAACCAUGCUUCAAUCUUGAAAUCAGCUGCAGCACCUAGUCAGUCAUCUGGACCGGUAUCGCCUGCCACAGCUGGUGGUAUGGGGCCCCAUGGUCAACCCCGCAGCCAGCAAUUCCCAGGCUCUACCGCUGAUGUCAAGCCUGAAAUAAAUCCAAUAUUAAAUGCCCGAGCUGCAGGCCUUGAAGGGUCAUUGAUUGGGGUUCCUGGGUCGCAGAAUCAAGGUGGGAACAAUUUGACUUUGAAAGGAUUGCCACUAAUGGGUCUUGAUCAGCUUCGGAAUGGAGGACUUCUCCAGCAGCCGAAAUCUAUCAUUCCUGGCCAUCAACCCUUACAUCAACUGCAGAUGCUAGCACCUCACCACCCGCAGCAGCUUGUGCUUGCACAACAGAAUUUGGCGUCCCCUUCUGCAAGUGAUGUGGAAAACAGAAGAAUCAGAAUGCUUCUGAACAACCAAAGUUUGGCUUUGGGGAAAGAUGGGCUCCCUAAUUCAGCCGAUAAUGUAGUUGCUAAUAUGACAUCACCCUUGCAAGCUGGUGGCUCAGUUUUAUCCCGUGCAGAUCCAGACUUGUUAAUGAAGUUGAAAUUUGCACAACUACAACAACAGAAACAGUCACAAAGCGGUAUUCAAUCACAGCAGCAGCAGAUACAGCAGCUUGUUCUCUCUGGACAGCAGCCUCAGAGUUCAAAUCAAAUUCUCCAACAAGAUAAAAUUAUGGGCGCAGGGCAUGUAGCUGGUGAUGGUAGUGUGUCGAGUUCCUUCCAUGGAAAUGAUCAGUGUUCUAAAAAUCAGAGUGGAAGAAAGAGGAGGCAUCCCGCAUCUUCUGGCCCAGCCAAUAGCUCUGGAACUCCAAACACAGCUGGUCCGUCCCCAAGUUCAGCUCCAUCGACUCCCUCAACUCAUACUGCUGGAGAUGUAAUGUCAAUGCCUGCUUUGCCUCCACACAGUGCUGGUUCUUCAAAGCCACUGAUGCAAUUUGGAGCUGACAACAGUGGCACUCUUAAAUCUCCAUCAAAUCAGUUGUGGGAUGAUAAAAAGUUCACGCCAGCCGAUAUGGAUCAUUUAAUGGAUGAUGUUGAAGAUAAUGUUGAAUCGUUUCUGUCCCAUGAUGAUGCUGAUCUUGGAGACGAUGUUGGGCGUGGCAUGGAUGUAAGCAAAGGUUUCACAUUUGAGGAAGUGAAAUCCGUUUGUGCAAGUUCUAAUAAAGUUGUGUGUUGUCACUUCUCAUCUGAUGGAAAGCUGCUUGCUAGUGGUGAUCAUGACAAAAAGGUUGUUUUGUGGCACACGGACACUCUGAAGCGAAAAUAUACACUCGAAGAACACUCAUCAUUUAUUACAGAUGUUCGUUUCAGUCCUAGUAUGGCCCGCCUUGCCACCUCAUCUUUUGACAAAACUGUCAGAGUCUGGGAUGCCGACAAUCCUAGCUAUUCGAUCCGCACAUUCACAGGCCAUUCAGCAUGUGUAACAUCGUUGGAUUUUCAUCCUAAUAAAGAGGAUAUCAUCUGCUCUUGUGAUGACAAUGGGGAGAUACGAUACUGGAGCAUUAACAAUGGCAGCUGCACCAAAGUUUUCAAGGGCAGCACCACCCAAGUGAGAUUCCAACCGCGUCAUGGAAGAUACCUUGCUGCAGUUUCUGACAAUAUUGUAUCAAUUCUAGAUGCCGAGACACAGGUCUCUCGACAUUCUUUAAAGGGUCACACAAAACCCGUUCACUCCAUAUGCUGGGAUCCAUCGGGAGAGCUCUUGGCAUCAGUCAGCGACGACUCUGUAAAAGUGUGGACUUUAAGAGCUGGAAGCAGUGAAGGCGAGUGUCUGUAUGAGCUCAGUUGCACCGGAAACAAAUUCUAUUCCUGUGUCUUCCAUCCUUCCUAUUCUUUGCUGCUCAUUAUUGGCUGUUACCAGUCCCUGGAGGUUUGGAACAUGUCCGAGAAUGCCAAAAUGACGGUUGCGAUGGCGCACGAUAGGCUAAUCGCAUCGCUGGCAGCAUCGGCAGCUUCGGAUGGCCUGGUUGCCUCUGCUAGCCAUGACAAGUAUGUCAAACUGUGGAAGUGAGUAUUUAGCGUGUUCAUCAAUGGCUACCUCUGGUUAUGUGUGUGUGUGUAUAUAGGCAUCUGUAUGAAUUGAAUUGGAGAUGAUGAUACUUGGUGCUUUUUAAUGGUUGUUUUUGUUUUGAAGUUGAAUUGGGCAUUAGAAGAAAGUUUUAGUGAACUUAACUGCUGCUACUGUUGGUUUUCA
Molecule: messenger RNA, 3144 nt
Organism: Andrographis paniculata
Lineage: Eukaryota; Viridiplantae; Streptophyta; Magnoliopsida; Lamiales; Acanthaceae
Product: transcriptional corepressor LEUNIG-like
Exons: 19
Coding region: 304-2961 (885 amino acids)
Cellular component (GO): nucleus
Molecular function (GO): protein binding
Source: RefSeq, a predicted model, not a curated record